GCUCUUACAACGCCAGUAGGAGUAUAACAGCAAGUCUUUCCGGUUUGUUGGUUAGUUGGUCAAAUUUUGCCGUGCGGCCUCCAGUUUGUUAGUUUAGUUCUGAUCGUCGGUAAAAUAGGCCGCAUUUUUAUUUGAUGGAAUUUUGUAUUUCAAUAUCAAGAAAAUGAAUAAAAAUACCCUUGUCGAAAUUCCUAUCGAAGAUUGGCCAAAACUUCGUGAUCUCUACGCAGUGAGAAAGUUAGAAUCAAAUUCUUAUAGUUUGAUUCAAAAUUACAUUAAUUGGCUUAACAAAGAUCCAAGUUUAAAAGAAUCAGUGAAAAUAUAUUCCCUAAAUGGUGAUUGGAGUGAUGGAACUUUUAUUCUUGAUGACCCCAAUCCAUGUUAUAUCAAACCAAAUACUCUUGCCGAUUCUCAAGACCGUCUUCUUACAGCUCUACAAUGUUUCCACAAAAAAGAAAAUCUCAUAUUCUUAGGUUGCCCUGUUCGAAUUCAAAAAACUAUUAAAACUUAUUUAACAAGUUUGGGAAUUAAAGAAGAAUCAUACAAUUUCGUCCCAACAAAUUGGAAUCAUAUUGAAAUGGAAAAAGCUUUGGAAUUUAAUUUAGACCCACCUCAAGGAAUAACUUUAUCAGGCGUACGGAUAGAAGACGUUGAUCUCAUAAAUUAUCAUUGGCCACAUAAUUUUCCAGGAUCAGAAAAAUUUGUUGAUCGCUUAGUAAGGCUAAGUCAAAAUAUUGGAGCUUAUGAUGAAAAUGGCAAUUUGGUGGCAUGGUGUUUGGUUCUGCCAUUAGGAGGCUUAGGACUCUUACAAGUUCUUGAUAGUCACAAGCGAAAAGGUUUAGGAAGUCUUGUUGUAAAGGCUAUGGCUAAAAUGAAUGCAGAAAAAGGCCUCGAAACUAUGGCACCUGUUUUGGACGGAAAUAUUGCAUCGCAAACGAUGUUUGAGAGAUUAGGCUUUCGAAAAAUUCAGGAGAUUUUUUGGUUUUUUAGACCCUCAAUAGAAUAAACUUAAAGUAAUGACACUAAAUGUUUUGGGUUUUUUAUGUAA
Messenger RNA from Eupeodes corollae, 1048 nucleotides. RefSeq lists its product as uncharacterized. Gene Ontology annotation, molecular function: acyltransferase activity, transferring groups other than amino-acyl groups. Bases 164 to 1006 code for a protein of 280 amino acids. The record is from RefSeq and is a predicted model, not a curated record. The transcript has 3 exons. NCBI's taxonomy places the organism in Eukaryota, Metazoa, Arthropoda, Insecta, Diptera, Syrphidae.